Botrytis cinerea B05.10 is the source of this 1463-nucleotide messenger RNA. RefSeq lists its product as hypothetical. The record is from RefSeq and is a predicted model, not a curated record. The transcript is spliced from 3 exons. Bases 585 to 1358 code for a protein of 257 amino acids. Lineage: Eukaryota; Fungi; Ascomycota; Leotiomycetes; Helotiales; Sclerotiniaceae. Gene Ontology annotation, molecular function: acyltransferase activity, transferring groups other than amino-acyl groups.
GCAAGUGGAGUUAUGCAGCAUUCAAUUGUGGCAUGGUUAUCGUUGAGGAGCACCACAACGUUUUGAGUUUGUGGUGAUAACUACAUAAACCUCGACCCAUUCGCCUUUUCUCGGAGUUCCUUGGCCUCCAAUCCAUUGAUCUCUGCAGACAAUUACAAUCAAAGGUUUUCUAUAACAGAAAUCGUCAAGUCUUCCAAGGAAACACAAAUCAACAUAAACUCCAUUCUUUCUCCUCAAUUCACCUCGUAUCGACCGAUUUAGUAAAGUUGGCACUUCUGGCUCAAGACUCCCAUAGCUACACCAUCGACGACCAAAGUCUAUCUACCCACUGUAGACGAAGCGUGAUUCUCGAAGAAUCAUACUACUUUUCCCGUUGAAGAGUAACCCGAGUUUGAUAAACAUCUACAUUGAUGUCGGUUGAUUUCCGCCAAAGUCUCAACUGUCUUCGUUUCCCAUCUCGAUACAUAACGGUAUCGAGAACUCAGCUCUCGAUAGUCCAUACAGGCGAUUUAAAUAGGCCAGCUAAUAAACCGGACUCUUAAUCAUUCGAACAUCUCAGGAUAUAUCAUUGAUAAAUCGCAAUCAUGGCGCAUGUUAUUGAAGAUAAUAGUACUACCAUGAAUUUUCUUGAGAAGAAGCGCAGUCUUUCUCCGGCUACAGCGGAGGAGGUUCGUGUAGUAAGCAUCUCGGAAUGCGAGGAAGCGGCUCAGUGUCUCGCUCAAGCUUUUGCUACAGAUGAAGUAGCAAGAUACUUCCUUGACACUGAUGAUAUGAGUUCUUAUUCCGAGGAAUACAAAUGGAAACUUCAUUGCGACAUAAUCAAGUACAUGACCGCUGCUCAUUGCUACAAAGGCAUAGUGACCACCAUUGGUCCAAACUAUGAUGCAGUCGCUCUAUGGAUGCCUCCCGGUCAAGACAUGGACGAUUGGCUCACCUUUUUCCGCAGCGGUCUCUGGAAACUCUACUUCAAACUCUCCGUGGAAGGCCGUAAACGUUUCUAUGAUGAGUUUUUGCCUCUCCUUCACCACACCAUCGAUAACGUCAUGGGUGAGCGUAACAACAAUUUUUACUACCUCGUUUAUCUCGGUAGUAAACCUAGCGCCCGAGGAAAAGGAUACGCGAAGAAAUUAAUACAACACAUGACUGAUCGAGCGGACCGUGAAAAUCGUCCUACGUAUUUGGAGUCCAGUGCGGAGAUUAAUUUGAGCUACUAUCGUAAGUUAGGCUUCGAGUGGAAGCAGGAUAUUGUGAUGGAAAGGGGGGUCAAGCCAGUUAAGAUGCAAAUUAUGGUUAGAGAGCCGAAGUUUGUGGGAGAAACUACUAAAGAAGGAUUUGUGGAAGUUGAGAUGAUUGAGUAGUUGGAGUGAUGGCGAUUUGAGUUUUGUUUCCAAUUCCGAUUUUCCUUAGCAGAUUGACGAUCUUCGAAUUUCCAUGAUUGUUCUUCAAUGUUUUGCGUUGGAUUA